Penicillium atrosanguineum is the source of this 1389-nucleotide messenger RNA. RefSeq names its product zinc finger-containing protein ZPR1 (gene zpr1). NCBI's taxonomy places the organism in Eukaryota, Fungi, Ascomycota, Eurotiomycetes, Eurotiales, Aspergillaceae. Gene Ontology annotation, cellular component: cytoplasm; nucleus. The transcript is spliced from 3 exons. Bases 1 to 1389 code for a protein of 462 amino acids. Gene Ontology annotation, molecular function: zinc ion binding. The record is from RefSeq and is a predicted model, not a curated record.
AUGUCUGCCGAAGAGAAGAUGGAUGAGAUGAUUGACGAGCAGAUGUUCCAGAAGCCUGGUGAUCUGGUUGAGCGCGAUGAUGACACCGGUCUCAUGCAGCUUGAGAGCAUGUGCAUGAACUGCCACAAGAAUGGCGAAACCCGUCUCCUGCUCAUUCGCAUUCCCUACUUCCGCGAUGUUAUCCUCGAGUCCUUCGAAUGCGAGCACUGCCACUUUAAGAACAACUCUAUCAAGUCCGCCGGUCAGAUCCAAGAGAAGGGUUGCUCAUACACCGUCGUCAUCGAGAACGAGCUCGACAUGCAGAAGCAGGUCGUCAAGAGCGAUAUCCACGAGGGUCUGGCUGGUGACCAGCCCGCUCGCAAGGAGCAGGCCCCCGAGCUUCACGAUGCCCUCGAGCCGAUCAUCAACAAGUUGAAGGAUAUACUGGAGGGUAACGGGUUCCCCUUCACCAUUAGCUUGGACGACUACACUGGAAACAGCUGGAUCGCCCCCUCUAUUGGACAGGAUCACGCCAAGAAGUACCAGCGCCGCGAAUACUUCCGUACCCACGAGCAAAAUGAAGAAUUGGGCAUUUCCAACGACCCCAACGCCUCCCAGAACGAGGCCACCACUACCGAAGGCGAGACCUUCGACUCUGAGAUCGUCAACAACCAAGUCUACACUCUUCCCGCCGAGUGCCCUGCCUGCUACAAACCUUGCGUUGUUAACUGCAAGUCUGUCGACAUUCCCCACUUUAAGCAGGUUUUGCUCUUCAGCACUGUUUGCGGUGGUGAGGUUCCCGGCGAGGGAGGCAAGUGGAUCAAGAUGGAUGGCUGCGGCUACCGCAACAGCGACAUCAAGACCGGUGGCGAGGUUCCCGAAAAGGGCAAGCGUAUUAAGCUGUCUGUUGAGAGCGAGGUUGAUUUGAGCCGAGACAUUCUCAAGUCCGACACCUGCUGUCUGUCCAGCGAGGAGCUCGACCUGACAGUGCAGAGCGGCAGUCUCGGUGGACGAUUCACAACCGUCGAGGGCUUGCUCACUGAGGUCCGCGACCAAUUGCACGACCACAUUUUCGACGCCGUUGGUUCCGGUGCCGGAGACAGCAUGGCCUCUGAUGAUAAGAACAAGUGGGACAGCUUCUUUGCCAAGCUGAAUGAUGCCAUCGCUGGCAAGAUCAAGUUCACCAUUACCCUGGAGGACCCCAUGGCUAGCAGUUACGUGCAGGACCUGUGCUCUCCUGCCAAGGAUGAGCAGAUCUUCACUGAAGAAUAUACUCGCACUGAUGAGGAGGAGGAGGAGCUCGGUCUUAAGGAUAUGAAGACCGAGAACUAUGAGGAGGGUCACGCGAAGGAGAUGGCUGAGAAGGCCGCUGCCGAGAAGGCUGAGGCUGAGGCUGAGGAGCAGUCAUGA